AGCACAACAAACUUGCCAAAGAGCGACACAAAAAAAAAUCAAUUGCAAAAAUUAAACACUGGAAUAAUAGUAAUAAUAGCAUGAUCGCAUGUCGAACAUAAUAACAAAAAAAGCUAACGUUUGUUCAACGAAUUAUCGUAUUAAGUGAGAGAGGCAGCUAAUCAAAAUCGGUCAACGGCGGAGCAACGUUUCAAUAGCUGCUGCUUUUUUUUUGUGUGCAUUUCGCGUUGGCAGUGAUUUUUUUUGCAAGUGCAAACGGGAAAAGAACGAAAGGAAACGAAAAAGAGAAAAAGCUGACGACGCUGCCGGCCCAAUAAAUACAUCAAUACACUUAACAAAAAAGAGUAAAAACUCGCAUUGUUUUUGUUGUUGUUUGGCUGCUGUUCGUAUUAAGUUUAAGGCAACCAUAUUGCUGCAACAGCAACAAUAACAAACAACAACAAAAACAGCGACGGGGCGACGACGAAAUGGCGUUAAAAAAAGUGAAGGGAAAUUUCGAGCGCAUGUUUGAUAAAAACCUGACAGAUUUGGUGCGCGGCAUACGGAAUAAUAAGGAUAAUGAGGCCAAAUACAUAUCGCAAUGCAUUGAAGAGAUUAAACAGGAGCUGCGCCAGGACAAUAUCAGUGUCAAAUGCAAUGCAGUCGCCAAGCUGACCUAUAUACAAAUGCUCGGCUACGACAUCUCGUGGGCAGGCUUCAACAUCAUCGAGGUGAUGAGUUCCUCGCGUUUCACAUGCAAACGCAUCGGUUACCUGGCGGCCAGUCAAUGCUUCCAUCCGGACAGCGAGCUGCUGAUGUUAACCACGAAUAUGAUACGCAAGGACCUCAACUCACAGAAUCAAUAUGAUGCGGGCGUUGCGCUCAGUGGUCUCAGUUGCUUCAUUUCGCCGGAUUUGUCGCGAGAUCUGGCCAACGAUAUUAUGACACUGAUGAGCUCAACGAAACCGUAUCUGCGCAUGAAAGCAGUGCUGAUGAUGUAUAAAGUAUUUCUGCGCUAUCCCGAGGCAUUGCGUCCCGCAUUUCCCAAGCUCAAAGAGAAGCUCGAGGAUCCCGAUCCAGGCGUACAAUCGGCGGCGGUGAAUGUGAUUUGUGAGCUCGCCCGCAAGAAUCCAAAAAACUAUCUGCCCUUGGCGCCAGUGUUCUUCAAGCUGAUGACCACAUCGACCAACAAUUGGAUGCUCAUCAAGAUCAUCAAGCUGUUUGGCGCUUUAACUCCCUUAGAACCCCGGCUAGGAAAGAAAUUAAUAGAGCCACUCACAAAUCUAAUUCAUAGCACCUCGGCCAUGAGUUUGCUCUACGAGUGCAUCAACACGGUGAUCGCGGUGCUGAUCAGCAUCAGCAGCGGCAUGCCCAACCACAGUGCCUCCAUCCAGCUGUGCGUCCAAAAGUUGCGCAUCCUCAUCGAGGACUCCGAUCAGAAUCUUAAAUACCUGGGCCUGCUCGCGAUGUCCAAGAUACUGAAGACGCAUCCGAAGAGUGUGCAGGCGCACAAGGAUCUGAUACUGGCGUGCCUGGACGACAAGGACGAAUCGAUACGCCUGCGUGCCCUCGAUCUGCUCUACGGGAUGGUAUCGAAAAAGAAUCUAAUGGAGAUUGUGAAGCGACUGCUCGGCCACAUGGAGAGAGCCGAGGGCUCGGCGUAUCGCGACGAGCUGCUCUUCAAGGUGAUCGAGAUAUGUGCCCAGAGUUCCUAUCUGUAUGUGACCAAUUUCGAAUGGUAUAUGACGGUGCUGGUCGAGCUCAUCCAACUGGAGGCGGGCUCCAAGCACGGCCGCUUGAUUGCCGAACAACUGCUGGAUGUGGCCAUCCGUGUGCCUGUGGUGCGGCAAUUCGCUGUGAACGAGAUGACAAAUCUGCUCGACACGUUCGCGGUGUCGGCGCAAAGCAAUUCCAUGUACGAGGUGCUCUAUGCCGCCGCCUGGAUCGUCGGCGAGUUCUCCGGCGAAUUGACGGACGCGGAGAAGACGCUGAACAUUCUGUUGCGACCGCGACAGCUGCCUGGGCACAUCCAAGGCGUCUAUGUGCAGAAUGUGAUCAAGCUGUUCGCUCGACUGGCGACCUCGUGCCUUGAGCUGCAGGAUUUGCCAGGACUAGAGCGACUCUGUGACCACGUGCUCGAGAAGCUGCAGCAUUUCAAUGGCUCCAACGACAUCGAGGUGCAGGAACGCGCCAAUUCCGCUUGCAUGCUGAUCGAAAUGCUGCGCAAACAGCUCAACGUGGAUGCAACGGGCGCUGAAACGAACGUCAUUCCAACGCUGGCCAUCGAGAUUGUCCAGGAAAUGGCGCUGCUCUUUGCCGGCGAACUCAUUCCGGUUGCGCCGAAGGCACAGCGCAAAGUGCCGCUGCCCGAUGGCCUCGAUUUGGAUGAAUGGAUCAAUGCCCCGCCUCCACCCGAUGCUGGCAGCAGUUCAUCGUCGGAGCACGACAAGGACGAGCUGUUUGUCUGCUCAUCGCAAGCGGAUGGCGAUGAUGGCAACAAAGCUGGCGGUGGCGGGGGGAGGAGACGCGGCAGCCUGGAGCUCACACCGGAGCAGAUGGAGCGACAGCGCAUGGCGCGUUUGAUCGAACAAUCGAAUAAUCCGCACUAUCUGAAGUCAACGCCAACUACGAGCAACAACUCGAAUGCGGAUCAGUAUGAUAACAUUGAUGAUAUACCCAUCACUGAGCUGCCCCUGGACAUUGAGGGCGUCGCCGCAUUGCGUGUGGGCAUUACCAAACGCUCGGAUAAGUAUUUGCAGGAGCAACAGCAACAACAGGCGGCCGGGAGCAGCAGCAAGGAUGCCAAAAAGAAGCAUAAAAAGAGCAAAAAGAGCAAAAAAUCAAAAAACAAAGUUGCGUACAACAGCAGUUCCGAAUCGGAGACGGAGCCAAAGCCAUUGCACAUUGUCAACACAACGCUGGACAUGCCCGAGGGUGUGACGCUCUCCGACAGCGAGGAUAAGGACGGCAAAUACGAUCCAAACGAUCCGCAUCGUGCGCUCGACAUUGAACUGGACAUCGCUGUAUUCGAUACGCCCUCGGCUGGGAAGUCAGCGAAAAACACUUCGAGCAGCAAGUCGGACAAGGAGAAUCUCAAGGCGCCCGCAGAUGCAGCAGCAACCACAAGCAGUUCGCAUGCUGGCAAAAAGGAAAAGAAAUCCAAGGAGCACAAGGCGCGCAAAUCCUCGAAAGAACAACAACAGCCAAGUGUUGUGCCUGACUUGAUAGAUACGGGCAGCAGUCCAUGUCGAACAACACCAACCACAACUGACAAUGGCAACAACAAUGUUGUUGUGGUCAGUCAGCACAAAAAGAAGAAACGCGAAAAGGGCGAACACAAGUCGUCGAGCAAGCGAUCGAGUGAAGCAACAGCAGCAACAGUCACUGGCAACAUAAUUGAUGUGGAUAUUGCUGAAGAUGUUGCUGAAGAUGCCCAGCAGCAACAGCAGCCAGCUGAGUCGUUGGAGUCAACGGCAGUGCGCGACAAGUCGCACAAGAAGAAGCAUAAAAAGGAUAAAUCGCAGCACAAGGAGAAGCGCACGCAUAAGACAACAACAACAACAACAUCGUCAGGCGAUUACGAGCAGCCGCUGGGCAUCUCGACGCCCAGUAAAGAGAUUUUCUAGAUAAUAAAUUCAACACACAUCCAAGAUUUGCCAGUCCAUCGCAAAAGAGCAUGCAUAGUUAGGAACUAUACCUAAAACGUAAUUGUAAUUCCCAAAAAUCAAUUCCUUCUCCUAUGUCUUAAUUAUCGCUGCGAUAUAAAAGAAAAGAAAGUAGAAAAACAGCAGGAAAGUAGAAAAACGAAGCGAAACGAAUUGAACAAAUGCUAAAUCAAGAAAAUUCAAGAAUAUAUUAUUAUGUAAUUUUUAAAAACCGCACUUUGCCAUUGCGGUUGCAAAACAACAACAAAUAUGAACAACAAAUUGAUAUGAAUACUACUAUAUAUUUCUAUUUUUUAAAUGAAUUUGUAGCCCUGAGCCCAGCAGAUGCGCUGAGCGGAUUCCAAUUAUAUACACACAACUUGAUCAAAGCCCCCCAAUUAGUCUAUAUGCUAUAUAUACUAUAUAUAUAUAUAUACCUACAUACGAUAUAACAGUUUACGAAACACAGAACUAAGUGAAAUCUAUAGAUAUAUAGAGAAACGUUGAAUAUAUAUACUAUAUAUACAUAUAUAUACUUAGAGCAUAGUGUAUAUACGGAGUAUAUAAACAAUUAAAUUAUAUACAAAACAAAAUACAUACUUAGCUGUAAACUAUAUAAUGUGCAACUGUUGCGUCCAAUUGUUCAUCCAGUUGCACAAUUUAACAAUAAAUCAGAAUCAGAUGACCAUUAUCCUCCCUCCCCACACACACUUCUUCACAACCAGGAAAACAUCAACAACAAAUUUAUUUCAUUUCAUGCUGCCCAAAAACAAAAUUUCAACAACAAAAUACAUUAAUUAAACAAUUGAAAUUAUAUUCACACAUGCAAAAAUAAAUAUGAAAAUCAAAAGAUUGAA
Drosophila sulfurigaster albostrigata is the source of this 4480-nucleotide messenger RNA. RefSeq names its product AP-3 complex subunit delta (gene garnet). Lineage: Eukaryota; Metazoa; Arthropoda; Insecta; Diptera; Drosophilidae. Gene Ontology annotation, biological process: synaptic vesicle membrane organization; Golgi to vacuole transport; anterograde synaptic vesicle transport. Gene Ontology annotation, cellular component: terminal bouton; AP-3 adaptor complex; endosome membrane. The record is from RefSeq and is a predicted model, not a curated record.